Messenger RNA from Temnothorax curvispinosus, 1879 nucleotides. RefSeq lists its product as uncharacterized. The coding region runs from base 230 to 1879 and encodes 549 amino acids. The record is from RefSeq and is a predicted model, not a curated record. Gene Ontology annotation, molecular function: protein binding. The transcript has 9 exons. NCBI's taxonomy places the organism in Eukaryota, Metazoa, Arthropoda, Insecta, Hymenoptera, Formicidae.
CGCAGUCUUAGCAUAUGUCUCUCUACCGUGCGUCCGCGUGAGCAGUUCAAUGGUGUGUGUGCGUAUUCACACAUAAAACCUAGAAGUUAGUUUCUCGACGUUGGCGACACUGAAACGAAGUUUCGUAUUGUCACCGCGCGAGGUCUCCAACAUCAAUUCGGAGUUCGGCCGUGACUCCUGUCGACCCUUAAUUGAGAUCCCAUAAUUUGAUACCAUAUGCAAUUUUACAAUGGAAAAUAAUAGCAAUGAAAGUGGGAAACCGCGUGAAACAGUAACAUUAAUUCUCAAAGAGAUGCAAUUUAAAGUUGAUAAGCAAAAACUAAUCGACAAGAGUAAGUAUUUUGCUGCGCUUCUGUCUACGAACUUUUUAGAAUGUGGACAGACAGAACACGUUAUCAACUAUGAUAUUUCCCCGAUAUCGCUGCAGGACUUCAUUGAUUGGAUUCAUCAUGACAAAAUCGUAUUUACAUCAGCUGUUGCGUUAAGUUGCGAUUUUAAAAAGUUACGAUAUGUCUUGUAUUUGAAGUUUAAAAGGCUUAAUCGUCUCUUGAUUCUGUUGGAAUUAAGCGUUCUAUUUGCAGCAGAUAAAUUAAUAAAAGAUGUAACCGACCAGCUGACCAGAAACUUUAUGUCACCACGAUAUGCGAUUAAAAUUUGGUUACUGGCACAAGAAUUGAAUAUUAAUGUGCUACGAGAUCUUUUUUUGGCUGUUUGUUUAGAUCGUUUUGAUGAACUGCCACUCGAUUCAAUUUGUAAGUUGUCGAGAGAAAAUUUUUUGAAGUUAAUUGGAAACAUUAAUGUAAAAGCUACAAAGUCUUAUUUGCGAAAAAUCACACACCAGUGGAUGAACCAUCAUCAAGGUUUUACAGUAUCUUUAGAAAAUAUAAAGAGCAAAGAAGCAAAAAUUUUACACGGUAUUGCAUCUUGUGAACAUAAUAACCGUGAACAAUAUGUUCAUUGCUGGGAUGGUAAUAAUUUUUUUGAGCUAACUUCAUUCGAAUAUCCUCCAGAAAUUAUUAAACGUUGUUCCCGCCUUGGUAGAACUCUUGAAGGAAUGCAAAUCACUGCCAGAAGAUACGAUUUAUAUCUUUGUGGCGGAGAAUAUGGUAUUGGUUCAGGAAAAAUGAACAAAAAUAUAUGGCGUUAUUCUUUGAUAUCUAAGAGAUGGUUUCGUGAGACAGAAAUGCCAGUUGAGAGAAGACAUAUGAUUGUUGUGUGUUUGAAAAACAAAUUGCUGCUUGUAGGCGGUGUGGGACGGGAUAAACAAAAACUGAAGACUGUUGAUAUCUAUAAUAUCCAUACAGGUGAUUUUAAUUGUUUUAUCGAUAUCUAUUUUCCUGAUGAAAAUGUAUGGAAAGUCGAAUAUUCUGAAAUAUUUGUAUCUGAACCAUCUGCCGAUGUGCCAGUUUUGACGCUUCAAACUAUGCCAUGUUACAUUGAUAUUGUUGACCGAGAGAAGUUAGUUUUAAGAACUAUCACAGACACGUGCAACAUGGAAGGUUGUAAUCAUAUAAUGAAGACUUUACCUUGCUCAAUCAAUAGAGGGAGAAAUCAGAAAGCAUUCUUCGCUCUAAGGCCUCUAAGUCCAUUCUUUCGCGAGUAUGGCGAACCAACUGCACUAUUAUGUAUGGAUCACGUAAUACGCGACUCAAGUCCGUUACAUUUGCAUAGUAUUCCUAUUCGGGAUCCAAAAAAGUUCAGUUCUUUGAUCUUAACCAAGAACUCAGAGUCCUUUACGAAAAAACGGCACGUUAAUUGGCUACCGCAUCGCUCCUUGCCGAGCUGCAAGCAGCAAGCGAUUCCGCAUCCUGUGUGCACUGUGUCCAGAAGUGCUGAGGAUCAAGUUGAGAGUGCAAGAUCCCAAGAGUCGAGAGAGUAG